This is a messenger RNA of Sorex araneus (European shrew), 1633 nucleotides long. It is a transcript of the gene CFAP73, whose product is annotated as cilia and flagella associated protein 73. NCBI's taxonomy places the organism in Eukaryota, Metazoa, Chordata, Mammalia, Eulipotyphla, Soricidae. Gene Ontology annotation, biological process: spermatid development. The transcript has 7 exons. Bases 20 to 952 code for a protein of 310 amino acids. The record is from RefSeq and is a predicted model, not a curated record.
GCGAAGCAGAGCCCCGAGCAUGGCGACGCCCUGGGAAGGCGAUUUCCGACUGGUGCGGCGAGGAAAGCUGCCCCGGAGGGCCCCCAGGCCAGCGGGGGACCAUUUACCCCCUGUGCUGAGCCUCCUGGAGAAGAAGCAGGAGGUGGCGGACGCAGACCGGGGCCUGCAGGAACAGAAGAAGGCAUUCCAGGCCACCAUGGCUGCCUUGAGGCAGCGUUGGCAGGAGCUGGCGCGGAAGGAGCAGGCGCUGAAGGGGUCCUUCGUCUGCUUUGACAAAUUCUUGCAGGACGCCGAGGCCCGGCGCGGCCGCACCCUGCGGAGGGCGGCGGAGGAGCGGCGCCGCGCCCAGCGCCAGGAGGCCGAGGCGCAGCGGCUGCGGGCGCAGCUGGCCGGGCUGCAGGAGGAGCGCGCGCGGCUGCGGCGCCGGCUGCAGCGCCUGGAGCCUUGCGCGCGCCUGCUGGGCCGGGUGCUGGAGCAGCUGCCCGAGUUCCAGGAGGUCUCCGAGCUGGUGGCGCGCUACGGCUGCCUGGCCGACACGCUGGCAGAGUUGCAGCUCACGGAGCGCCAGCAGGUCGCCCGGCUGGAGGAGGCGCGCGCGCGGCUGAAGCGGCUCCAGGAAACGGAGCAGGACGAGCUGCUGCGGCAGGGCCAGCGGCGGGCCGAGCUGCUGGAGCGCCUGGAGGCGGCCCGGGAGGAGACGCUGCGCUGGGAAUCCCAGUGGGUCCAGAUCCAGAACACGGCGUCUGAGAAGACGCUGCUUCUGGGUCGCACCCGGAUGUCAGCGCUCAACAUGUUCCAGCUGGUGUGCCAGCACCGGAAGCAGCCUCCGGCCCUGGACAUCUGUGACACGGAGGGGCAGCUGGAGCAGGUGAGGCUGUUCAUCUCAGACCUCAGCGCCACGCUGCGCAGCCUCCACCAGGCUGAGCCUGCGACCCCCACUGCCCCGCACUAACUACGGUGAGUGGGGACAGGGGCCCCGGAGAGGGUGCGAGGCUGGGAGGCUGCCGGGGCAUGUGUGAGGGCCACCAAGGCAGUGGGUGCCACCUCUGCCCCCCGCCCCAGCAGACAAUCUGCACUUCCUUGAGUGUUCCGGUUGGCCCUCUGGGCAGGGGGGUGAAAGGUCCAGGCGCAGUUCAGACGCAGCUUGCUCCGGGCCGACCUGCACUCGGGAAACGUGGCAGACCCCGAUCUCACACCCACCCAGGCCCCAGCCCCCCUGGCAGCAGGGCUGGCGUCCCCGGUGACUGCAGGUGCUUGGAACCAAGCCCAGCACCAUGACUUCGGGAGGGCAAGAAGGUGAAGGAAACAGCAGCAGUGAGGGGCCACGGGGCAGAACCUCCCGUGGCACCUGCUGGCCACGGCCCCACGGAGCACUGUGCCAAGUGAUGGAGCAGAACCAUGGAGGCGGGGCAUGGGGCCAGGCUGCGGGUCUGGGCUCAGGCGUGUGCCAGAGUGUGAGCCCCCCCGCCAAGAGCCCCCCUGAGCCUGAAACUGGUGCCCUGAACCCACAUCCGGUCUCCCUCCCUGGCCACUCCGAGCCACGAGCCUGUCCCCAAGCAGGGCUCUGAGCGCUGGCCUCAGUGACCAAGUGGGCCUCUGGGCCUCACUUUUCCCCUCUGUAGGAGGGAGUGCA